AUGGGUGAACAAAAAGAUGUCUUAUUGGAAAAUGACAGUUGCAGCAUCAACGUGAUGGACAUAGAAGAACUCGAUGCGAUCCAUAACGAUUCUAAUUCGGAAAUAUUUGCUGGGAAAGAGUUAAGACCAUAUAGAUUUUUGCAAAACUGUAACUUCGUUGGCUUAUGGAUGUGUGUUCUUUAUAAUUUGUGCAUGCUUUUAAUAGUUGUGUUAAUAUUCAUUUACAAACGCUGGAAUUAA
This is a messenger RNA of Drosophila erecta, 240 nucleotides long. RefSeq lists its product as uncharacterized. The record is from RefSeq and is a predicted model, not a curated record. The coding region runs from base 1 to 240 and encodes 79 amino acids. The transcript is spliced from 2 exons. Lineage: Eukaryota; Metazoa; Arthropoda; Insecta; Diptera; Drosophilidae.